Alosa alosa (allis shad) is the source of this 1949-nucleotide messenger RNA. RefSeq names its product plasminogen activator, tissue (gene plat). The transcript has 15 exons. The coding region runs from base 112 to 1884 and encodes 590 amino acids. Gene Ontology annotation, biological process: plasminogen activation; smooth muscle cell migration. The record is from RefSeq and is a predicted model, not a curated record. Lineage: Eukaryota; Metazoa; Chordata; Actinopteri; Clupeiformes; Clupeidae. Gene Ontology annotation, molecular function: serine-type endopeptidase activity.
UUCACCGUUUUCCCAGGGAUACCACAACGACACGGACAGAGACAAGAUAUCUCUCUUGCUGUAUUAGGCCCUAGAUCGCGUUUUGCGAGAACAAGUACUUAAACUUAGAACAUGGCAGGAACCAUGACUACAUCACUCCAGGUUGCUCUUCUAUUCGGACUGUGCAUCACUUUUUUGGAUGGGCUGGUCUUACAAAGAGAGAAGAGGGGUACCAGAACCUACAGAAGUCAGUGUGUAGACACACAGACGGGAGCGGUGCGUGGUAUGGGGGAGGUGUGGAUGCGCUGGAAGGGACAGCAGGCUGAGUCCUGCCGCUGCAACACACGCGGCCGACAGAACUGCCACUAUGUGCCUGUUAUCACAUGUUAUGUGUCUCGUUGUUAUAAUGGGGGAACGUGUAAGGAGGCGGUGUACUCCUCUGACUACCUCUGCCAGUGUCCACCAGGCUUCGCUGGAUCCCAGUGUGAGAUCAACACCAGUGAGAAGUGUGUGGUGAACAAGGGCUCUGGUUACCGGGGUGCCUGGAGUAUCAGUCGCUCGGGGACGGAGUGUAUCAACUGGAACUCCACCGCGCUGAGAGGCAAGAAGUAUACCGGCUGGAGGACCGACGCCAGCAGCCUGGGCCUGGGCAACCACAACUACUGCAGGAACCCAGAUGGGGACUCACAAGCCUUGGUGUUCACGUACAAGGCACACAGAUGCUUCUGGGGUUCUGCACUCCUACCCACCUAUGCGACAGAACCCAAUCUGGAGUGUGCUGUCGGGACGGGGCGUUCGUAUCGUGGGACGGCGGAUGUGACUAAGAGUGGCUCCAAGUGUCUGCCCUGGGAUUCGCCAGCCACCACACGCAAGUUCUACAACGCCUGGAGGUCCGACGCCCGGCAGCUCGGCCUGGCCAGCCACAACUUCUGCAGGAAUCCUGAUGGUGAUCUUGGACCCUGGUGCCACACCUAUAAAGGAAACAAGUUGACCUGGGAGCUCUGCGACAUCCCAAAAUGCCCAAGGACUUCUUCUACGGUCACCAGACCACGACCUCCAACCACCCUUGGACCACGAGCACCAACCACCAAUAACAACUCAGGAACCUGUGGUCAGCGGGCCUCCCCAGACUCCUCCUCCGACUCCGCCCCCUCGUUCCGUAUGCGCGGAGGCAAGGAGAGCGACAUCAGGGAGCAGCCGUGGCAGGCGGCCAUCACGGUGUACCGCCCGCGUGCCCGCGCACACAGCUUCCUGUGCGGGGGCGUCCUCAUCGACUCCUGCUGGGUGCUAUCGGCCGCACACUGCUUCCAGGAAGGUUUUUCAGCAAACAGGGUGCAGGUGACUUUGGGCCGCACGUUCCGGCUCCAGAACUCCAGCACAGAGCAAAUAUUUGAGGUGGAAAAAUACUGGGUCCAUGAACAAUACAAAGAAGAGACCUAUGACAAUGACAUCGCCUUGCUGAAGCUGAAGAGUGAGAGUGGCCUCUGUGCGGUCAGCAGUCCAGAGGUGCUGCCGGUCUGUCUGCCCGACGCCACACUACAGCUGCCAGAGUGGACAGAGUGUGAGAUCUCCGGCUACGGCAAGGAGCACGAGUUCUCUCCAUUCUACUCGGAGCGGGUGAAGCAGGGGCAUGUGAGGCUGUGGCCGCAGGACCGCUGCGUGUCGGAUAAGCUGGCCGGCCGAGUGGUCACUGCCAACAUGCUCUGCGCAGGGGACACCAGGGGGCUGGACGACGCCUGCAAGGGAGACUCCGGAGGUCCUCUGGUGUGCCCUAGUGAUGGCAGGAUGACCCUCAUGGGACUCAUCAGCUGGGGAGAUGGCUGUGGCAAGCCAGACACGCCGGGAGUGUACACACGCGUCACACACUACAUUGACUGGAUUUCCAGCAAGAUGAGGAGCAACUGAGAAGGCACACACACUUUAUAUGUACAUGUGUGCACACGCACACGCACGACCACACACACACACAC